GUUUAUUUACAUUUUUUCUCCGGUUCUUGAUUGCUGUUAGAUAAGACUUGCUGUCUAUUGCUGAAAAUAACAAAAGUUUUUAGAAUAAAAAGAACAAUCAGCCUCAUUUAAAUAUUUUGGAAAUUGUUGUUUAUAUGAAUAUAACUAAUUAGUUUUAAAUAUAAUUUCCCAUAUAAUCUAAACCCCUCUAUUAAUUUUAAUAAAUUCAAUUAUAGUUUCGAACAUUAAACUUUCUCACUGCCUCACUCAUUGUAGAUUGCAUUUUUGAACUUUCGUUGUAUUAAACUAGUAAUCAGUUAUCUGGAUGUUAAUUUCAAGAAUAUUGUUAAGCAAGAUAGUUAUGCCUCCCGCGAAAUUUGACCUGUUGGUUUUAGGUGGUGGCUCAGGAGGGAUUGCUUGUGCUCGUAAAGCUGCAGAACUUGGAGCGAAAGUGGGACUUAUUGAAAAAGGUCGGAUCGGUGGAACUUGUGUUAAUGUUGGAUGUGUUCCAAAAAAAGUGAGCUUCAACUAUGCUGCUCUGAUAGAAAGCUUAAAGUUUAUGCCAGACUAUGGUAUCUCUGUGGAUGUCAAAUCUAUAGACUUUGGAAAAUUUAAAACAAAAAGAGAUGCUUAUGUACAAAAGCUGAAUGAUAUCUAUUUCUCAAAUUUAGAAAAGAGUGGAAUUAUUUUUAUUGAAGGCAAAGGAGAAUUUGUUUCAAGCAAUACUAUUAAUGUCAAUGGUCAACAAUUCUCAGCUGAGCAUAUUGUUAUAGCAACCGGCGGUAAACCAUCGUUUCCAAAAAUAUCAGGUGCCGAAUUUGGAAUUACUAGUGAUGGAUUUUUUGAACUUGAGAGUCUACCUAAGUCAAUUUUAGUUUCUGGAGCUGGAUAUAUUGCAGUGGAAUUAUGUGGUAUUUUAAAAGCUCUUGGAUCUGAUGUUUAUCUUGCAAUUAGGGGAGAAAAGGUACUUCGUACUUUUGAUAAUAUCAUAAGUGAUGUGCUUACAGAAGAAAUAAAAAAAUCGGGUGUCCAUCUAUUAACCAAUUCCUUGGUAAAGUCUGUAGAAAAAACCUCUCAUCAUAAAAGAGUUAUCUUCUCCGAUGGUAACUCUAUUGAUGUAGAGUGUGUCAUGUGGGCGAUUGGACGGCAACCAAAUAUUGAUUUAAAUCUUGAUAAAACUAAUAUUGAUCUUGAUGAUUCUGGACACAUUAAAGUGGACGCUGAUCAAAAUACAACUGAAAAGGGAAUCUACGCUCUUGGGGAUGUGUGCGGAAAAUGGUUACUAACACCAGUUGCCAUUGCUGCUGGAAGAAAAUUAGCUAUUCGGUUAUUUGCCGAUGACGCCGACAGCCAUUUAAAUUAUGCAAACAUUCCAUCUGUUGUAUUUAGUCAUCCUCCUGCUGCUACUGUCGGUCUCACUGAAGUUGAAGCUAUCAAGGAAUUUGGAAAAGAAAAUAUAAAGAUUUACACUAGUGUCUUUACACCUAUGUAUUUUGCCAUUACCGAGGAAAAAACCAAAUGCCAUAUGAAGUUAAUUUGCUUGGGAAAAGAAGAAAAGGUGAUAGGCCUUCACAUGAUUGGCACAAGUUGUGAUGAAAUACUUCAAGGUUUUGCAGUUGCAAUUAAAAUGGGUGCAACUAAAAAACAAUUCGAUGAAUGUGUAGCAAUCCAUCCCACAUCUGCUGAAGAACUAGUCACAAUGCGUUGAAAAUGCCUUACCAUUAUUGUAAAUUUGAAAACUACUUUUUUACGAUUCUAUGUAUUAAAAAUGUAUUAUGUCGUAUGCAUGUUAAAAUAAUAAUCAUAUAUAAAAAGAAAUAAAGCAUUUCUAGUUCA
Messenger RNA from Parasteatoda tepidariorum (common house spider), 1815 nucleotides. Its product is annotated as glutathione reductase, mitochondrial. Gene Ontology annotation, cellular component: mitochondrion; cytosol. Gene Ontology annotation, molecular function: flavin adenine dinucleotide binding; NADP binding; glutathione-disulfide reductase (NADPH) activity. NCBI's taxonomy places the organism in Eukaryota, Metazoa, Arthropoda, Arachnida, Araneae, Theridiidae. The record is from RefSeq and is a predicted model, not a curated record. Gene Ontology annotation, biological process: glutathione metabolic process; cell redox homeostasis; cellular response to oxidative stress.